UGAGGGCACAGAUGGAAGCCAAGCCCUGGUAGGUGCUCAAGCAGGUGCAGCAGAAAGCUAGAGUCAGAGAGGCAGCUGAAGGACAAGAUUGAGUGUGGGGCCAUUGAGGCUGCUCAGUUGAGAUUGAGAUCAUGGCCCCACUGCCAGGCUCAGCAGCCCAGAGACCAGCUUUUCUUCCUUUAUCUGUAGCCAAAGGGUACUCUGGAGAUGGUCCAGAUCCUGAGGACGUGCUUGCGGUCCUCCAGGAGUCCAUCAGUCUCCCCCUGGAAAUACCAUCCGAUGAAGAGGUUGAGAACAUCAUCUGGUCCUCCCAAGUAAGGCUUGCCACUGUGGUGCCAGGGAAAGAGGGACAUCCAGCCACCAUCAUGGUGACCAACUCUCGCUACCAGGGCCGAGUGAGCUUCCUGGACCCCAGUUACUCCCUGCACAUCAGGAAUGUGACCUGGGAGGACUCGGGGCCUUACCAAGCUCAAGUCAACCUGAGGACAUCCCAGCUCUCCACCAUACAGCGUUACAACCUACGUGUCUACCGACGGCUGUCGGAGCCCCGGAUCACCGUGAACUUUGAGAUGUCUGGGGAAGGUCCCUGUAAUGUGUCCCUGACGUGCUCUGUAGAGAAGGCAGGGCUGGAUGUGACCUACAGCUGGAUAUCCUGGGAGGACGGCGCUGACGCAGCCCAUGAAGGCUCUGUCUUCAGCACAUCCUGGAGGCCUGGGGACAAUGCCCUCUCCUACACCUGCAGGGUCGGAAACCCCAUCAGCAACAUCAGUUCCCGCCUCAUCCCUGCUGGGCCCUUCUGUGCAGAUCCUGGCUACACUUUGGAGAAGGCCUCCCCUUCCUUCUGCCUCCCAGCCAAGGGAUCGCUCUUCCUCUUGCUCUUGAUGACCCUGGCCUUGGGACUCUGGCGCAUCCGAGUCCAGACGAGAUGCAAAAGGCCAAAGAUGAAGAAACUCAGGAGAAAUAGAAUGAAACUGUUAAAGAAGGGGAAGCCUGGUCCCAGCCUGGCCUGAUGAGUCUUUGGGGACCCCUGCCGAGAGCUUUGUUUCUUCCCAGCCCCCAGGGAAUGCUUCCUCACCUCCCAGGGGGCUGAGGGGUGGAUGUCCAAAGGGCCAUACACUCGAGGGAAGGUUGUCUGGCAAUAAAGUCAAAUGAAGUGA
Molecule: messenger RNA, 1157 nt
Organism: Ceratotherium simum simum (southern white rhinoceros)
Lineage: Eukaryota; Metazoa; Chordata; Mammalia; Perissodactyla; Rhinocerotidae
Gene: SLAMF9
Product: SLAM family member 9
Biological process (GO): T cell activation; plasmacytoid dendritic cell cytokine production
Cellular component (GO): external side of plasma membrane; membrane
Source: RefSeq, a predicted model, not a curated record